AUGGUCCGACGGACAUGGCCAGACCUGACGACACUCAGCAAGCUGCAAAGACAUUCACUUUGCUUUCUAUCUCUAUCCGUCUUUAUAAAUCGCCCUUCUACUCUUUUCUAUUCUAUCGUUCUCUCUUUCCCUCACUCGCCCCCUUUUCUUUUCUCUUUCACUUCUAACCACAUCGUCUAUUUCUCUUAUUCUCAAUUUUCUUCUCAGUCACAGAACAUUUUCUUCAUUAUCUCUACGAUUUUGUGUACUUCCCUCUCUUUUGUCUCUUUUAGCUUUCUUACAAUGUUUCUUUCAUUUCUCAAUGACAUAUUUCUUACAAUUUUUCUUUCACUCCUCAAGCGACAUAUUUCUUACACUUUUUCUUUCAUUUCUCAAGCGACAUAUUUCUUCAAUUUUUCUUUCACUCCUCAAGCGACAUAUUUCUUACACUUUUUUCUUUCAUUUCUCAAGCGACAUAUUUCUUAUUUUUUUCUUUCACUCCUCAAGCGACAUAUUUCUUACACUUUUUCUUUCAUUUCUCAAGCGACAUAUUUCUUACAAUUUUUCUUUCACUCCUCAAGCGACAUAUUUCUUACACUUUUUCUUUCAUUUCUCAAGCGACAUAUUUCUUACAAUUUUUCUUUCACUCCUCAAGCGACAUAUUUCUUACACUUUUUCUUUCAUUUCUCAAGCGACAUAUUUCUUACAAUUUUCUUUUCCUCCUCAAGCGACAUAUUUCUUACACUUUUUCUUUCAUUUCUCAAGCGACAUAUUUCUUACAAUUUUUCUUUCACUCCUCAAGCGACAUAUUUCUUACACUUUUUCUUUCAUUUCUCAAGCGACAUAUUUCUUACAAUUUUUCUUUCACUCCUCAAGCGACAUAUUUCUUACACUUUUUCUUCAUUCACUCUAUCUUUCUUACACUUUUUCCUUAUUUUCUAUCUUUACGUAAUUGUCUCUCUUCUUCGGACUCUCUCUCUCUCUCUCUCUCUCUUUUCACUGUCUCUCUCUCUGUAUAUCCUUCCUAUUCCGCUGAUCCUGCUCUUUCACUUCUUACUCAAUUUAUGUCGUCCUUUCUUUCUUUUAACUUUCACUCCAUACUUAAGUUCCUAUUCCCGUCGUCCCGUUCUUCCUUCUUUUAUUGUAACUGAAACCUCUUUCUUUCUUUCUUUCUUUCUUUCUUUCUUUCUCUUUCCCCUGCUUUCUUUCUUCCUUUCUUUCUUUUUUCUUCCUUUCUUUCUUUCUUUCUUUCUUUCUUCCUUCCUUUCUUUCUUUCUUUCUUUCUUUCUUUCUUUUCUCUCUCUUUCCCCUGCUUUCUUUCUUUCUUUCUUUCUUCCUUUCUUUCUUUCUUUCUUUCUUUCUCUCUUUCUUUCUUUCUUUCUUUCUUUCUUUCUUUCUUUCUUUCUUUUCUCUCUCUUUCCCCUGCUUUCUUUCUUUCUUUCUUUCUUUCUUUUCUCUCUCUUUCCCCUGCUUUCUUUCUUUCUUUAUUUACUCAUGUAUUCUCUUCCUCCGUUUCUCUCUUUCCCUCUCUUUCUCUUCUAUCCCUUAUUUUCCUUCUCAUUCUUUUAUACUGGUGUUCCUACAUUAGACCAUAAUGAAGGAAAUCUGCUUUCCGACAGGGUUCAACUCUAUGUUCCCCGUUAUUGGAGAAACCACCGUCUGAUUCGACGCUCAACCUCAGAGAGCGACGUAGCACAGCAACGUUCAAUGGGGCUUUUUGAAGCUCCUCUCGUUCAGAUGACGAAUGCCUAUAUAUCUAUCUGCUCGAUGUUAGAUACUCCUUAG
This is a messenger RNA of Acanthosepion pharaonis, 1764 nucleotides long. The record is from the annotation of a GenBank genome assembly. Lineage: Eukaryota; Metazoa; Mollusca; Cephalopoda; Sepiida; Sepiidae.